AUGCCUCUCAUUAUCGUCUCUGGACUGCCCACCUCUGGCAAGUCGACGCGCGCAAAGCAGCUACACGACUACCUCUCCAAGCGUAUAGCCGAUACGAAAUACCGCCUACAUCUCAUCUCCGACGAAUCUCUCUCCAUCUCCCGUACCGUCUACGACCUGUCUCCCGACAAAGUCCGCGCACAUACCCGAUCUGCGAAUGCUUCUGAGAAAGAUGCCCGUGCUUCUAUAUAUGGCGCUGUCAAGCGCGUGCUCAGCGACAAGGAUAUUGUGAUCCUGGACGGUCUCAAUUACAUCAAGGGCUGGCGGUAUCAACUCCACUGCGAAUCUAAAGCUGUGCGCACGCCCAGCUGCAUAUUGCAGAUUGGCUGCUCGGUAGACAAGGCACGAGAAGUCAACGAGACUAGAAUACAAAAGAAGGAGGCAGAUUCAAGUAACGCCGCAGGAAGUGAAGAGGCAGCACCCGCGGCUGCAGUUACCGAUGAUGCGCCGGUCGACUCUACAGAGCCCUACGAGCCCGACAACUGGGACAACCUAGUGUUUCGAUACGAAGAGCCCAACCCAAUGACACGAUGGGAUAGUCCACUCUUCACACUCAUCUGGGAAGAUGACGAGGCUCAAACCACAAAGGUCUUCUCCGACCUCUGGGACACAAUAGCAGGCGAGGCCCGCAAGGUUGUUCGCCCAAACCAAGCAACUAUACAGCGCGGUCGGGAAGAGAGCGGCGACUAUUUGUACCUACUGGACCGCGAAACAUCAGAUGUUGUGAAGCGCAUAGUGGAGGCGCAACGUGAGGGCGACGAUGUUGACGAGGUGCGGAUACCGUCUGGUUCUAAUGAGAUUAAGAUAUAUCUGCCAGCCGGAAAGAAGGUUGGUCUACCGCAAUUGCAGAGGUUGAGGAGGGCAUUUAUGGGUUUGAAUAGAGGGGGUAUUGGGCUGGAGGCUGUGGGCGACAUGAAAUCGUCUAGAUUGAGGGAUAUGUUUGUGACUUAUCUCAAUGACGCAUUUGAGAAGGACGAGUGA
Molecule: messenger RNA, 1020 nt
Organism: Fusarium pseudograminearum CS3096
Lineage: Eukaryota; Fungi; Ascomycota; Sordariomycetes; Hypocreales; Nectriaceae
Exons: 2
Coding region: 1-1020 (339 amino acids)
Source: RefSeq, a predicted model, not a curated record